This is a messenger RNA of Clunio marinus, 180 nucleotides long. Lineage: Eukaryota; Metazoa; Arthropoda; Insecta; Diptera; Chironomidae. The record is from the annotation of a GenBank genome assembly.
AUGAAAACUGAAGUGGAAACUUCAAUACUUUGUGUGAAAAAGAACGAGGAAGAAUUACAUACAACAAAUGUUUCGUUGAGAAUUUUUUUGCGAUCUUUGAGUCAUUAUUCAUCGCCACCGUCUGCCUUGUCUAUUACAAAAACUGGGCAGCAAAUUAUCUUAUGCUUAAAAAUCUCUUAA